Molecule: messenger RNA, 2496 nt
Organism: Diachasma alloeum
Lineage: Eukaryota; Metazoa; Arthropoda; Insecta; Hymenoptera; Braconidae
Exons: 4
Coding region: 1-2496 (831 amino acids)
Source: RefSeq, a predicted model, not a curated record
AUGAUCAAGCUUCAGAAUGCACUAAAGGGAGGGCCAUACGAGAUGAUCUCCAAUCUUCAAGUGUCUGCUGUGAACUUCGAAAUCGCUUGGAAUAAGCUGAAGGCUCACUAUGACAACCCAAGGCUUAUAAUCUAUACGCACAUCGAUCGCAUUCUAGAUCUAAAGCGCAUCAACGAGAAGUCAUCCAAGGGUCUGUCUACGCUGGUGAACACAGUCACACAAUCGCUGGAUGCACUGAAGCCUCUCGGUGCUCCUAUCGAGCAUUGGGAUAUCAUCGUAUCAAGGGUCAUCAGGAGAAUCAUCUAUCUCGAUACCAAGAAGGCUUGGGAGGUUCAUAUGGGAUCAGAGAGAAAUCCUCGUCCUCUCAGGGAGUUCCUCCACUUCUUAGAGGCAAGAGCUAGAGCCUUGGAAAAUGUUGAGAGGGAAGAUCCUGCAAAACCCUCCAAGAUCAGCACUCUCCAGAAGAGCAAGGUCAAGCAGUCAUCAGCUCGAGUUUAUCAGACAUCAGCUGUGACUGCACCAUCAAACAACGAGGAAUCAUCAGAAUCAUCAACAUCUGGACCUUUCUGUCGACUUUGUGAUGGUUCACAUUGGCUGGGGUCCAAGUGUGAACGCUUCAUGGCCAAAUCUGCAGCUGAACGACGAGACUUCAUCUCAAAAAGGAGCCUCUGUUCCAACUGCUUCGGUCCGCACAGGGUGGACAACUGCAAGAGCAGCAUCACUUGCCAGAAAUGGAAGGGCAAACAUCAUACGUCGAUCCAUGAGGGAUCGUCAGAACAUCCCAGAAAGAUAGAGAGACCACAGGAUCGUCCUCCAGCACCAGCUGCACAGGACAACCAGGGAGAUCCAGGAAGGUCUCACAGUGGAUUGCAUCGUCAUCAUCAUCAGCAUCGCGGUCAGUUGAGGGUUCAACUGGCCACCUCCAGUCAUCAGGAACAUCAUCAUCAAGGUCAGAGACAGCGGGGGUGUCCUCUGACAGCAAGGUCAUCCAUCAGUCUUCAUCGACAUCAUCAGACGGGUUGUGCUAUUGGCAACUGCCAAAAAACUGAUGCAUCAGCAUCCGGUUCUCAUCACAUGCUAUGCCUUCUGAUUGAUCAAGGAUCAGAGGUCACCUUCAUCACUGAACAACUGGUUCAGGUUCUUCGUCUUCGUCGAUCAUCAUCGCACAUCAGAGUCUUCGGAAUUGGAGGUUUAGAGUCAAGAUCAACUCGUGGUGCACUCAAGGUCACUCUUCACUCUCGAUUUGACCUUCAACAUCAGGUCGAGAUCACAGCUCACAUCAUUGGAAAUGAGAUCAACAAAUCACCAGACAAUCAACUUGUUGCGCAACAAACUAUUUUUGGUUGGAUAGUUUCUGGGACCGUCUGCUGUACAGACUGCAAGCCGAAGUCUUUUCUAACUGCAGUGCGAGAGUCUCCGACUGAGCAGCUGUUAGAUCUUAAGAAAUUCUGGGUUCAGGAGGAACUUCGAUCAACUGAGGCGGUGCAUCUCAAUCCUGAGGAUCAGGAGUGUGAGCUACACUUCCAAGGAACACAUACAAGGAACAGUGAGGAGCGUUUUGUGGUGCGUCCCCCACUCAAGACAUCACCAUCAGCUCUGGGCGAUUCUAGGAGAACCGCUCUUCAACUACUUCAUCGAACGGCGAAGAAACUAGAGACAAAUCUGGAGUAUGGAAAGCUCUGCAAGGAUUUCAUCAAGGAAUCUGAAGAUCUGGGACACAUGAGAAGGGUCUCAGAGUCAUCAGAGCCAUCACCGGUCCACUAUCUUCCUCAUCACGGUCUCUUAAGGGAAGACAGCAUCACUACUAAACGCAGGGUAGUCUUCAACGGAUACAGUAAGACAACAUCAGGAGUAUCACUCAAUGAGAUACUUCAUGCAGAAAGAAAGCUACAAACAGAAGGUUCAGACGUUCUCAUCUGGUUGAGAACUCAUCGCCUAAUCAUCGGGACAGACAUCGUGAAGAUGUUUCGUCAAAUCAAGGUUCGUCCAGAGGACUGGGAUCUCCAAAGGAUUCUUUGCAAGGAUGAGGAAGGCAACAUCAUCACCUAUCAGCUGACAACAGUUACGUAUGGGCAGACUUGUGUUCCAUGGUUGGCUUCAUGGUUGGUUGAAGAUGAGGGUCAUCGGUUUCCACUGGCGGCUGUUUCCCUGACAAAAGGGAGAUACGUCGACGAUAUCUACGGGGCAGCAGAAUCUGAGAAACAGCUCAAGGAUCUCAUCAGUCAACUCAUCAACCUUUGCAUGGCGGGCGGUCUACCCCUGCAAAAAUGGAUAUCAAAUCAUCAAGGAGUUCUACAGGAACUUCAAUUAUCAACAAAAUCAAUGUCAGCUGUUCAAUUCGAGGACACGAUUGUCAAGUCAUCAUCGGACAAGAUCACCAACAGGACAAACCUCUCAGAGAUCGCACAGAUUAACGAUCCUCUGGGACUCAUCGGACCAGUUAUCAUCACGGCAAAGAUCUUCAUUCAGGAGCUGUGGCUUCUCAAGAUUGGUUGA